GCUGGAAGAGUUGCAUAAAGGCUAAAUGACCUUCAGUCCAGCCGGCCUUCUCUUAUUUCUACCUCAGUAUCAGGCCGUCCCAGGGGAAGUUUUGCUUAUAUGCCUUUUGUUAUCAAUAUACUUUAAUCUCAUCCUUGUACCAAGCCCACAAAGGUAUGCUAAUGAGAACUCAACUCUCCUAGACAUGACUGUGAAAAUCUCUCCUCAGUAGGUUUCAGAAAGUGCUGAGAAGUCUUAGCCACCAGCAAGGGGAAAGGAAACAAGAUUCUGAACCUUCAUUUGCUCUCCAGCAAUGCAAAAAUCCUUUUGAGUGGUUGAACCAGAAGCCAUCACAGCUCAAAGGAAGGCUUGUAGAAAUCAAAGCUUUCAACAAGAACAAGGAGAAAUGGCUAAACGUACCUUUUCCACGUUGGAGAUAUUCCUGAUUUUCCUCCUUGUGUUGAUGACUGCCAUCACAGUGGCCCUUCUCAGCCUCUUGUUUAUCACCAGUGGGACCAUUGAGAAUCACAAAGAUUUAGGUUCUCCAGCCACACAGAGCCCUCCAGCCCCUCCGGGCUCCAUAGCCCCUCCGGCCCCUCCAGGUUCCACAGCCCCUCAAGGCUCCACACGCACCCAGGGCUCUACAACCACCCAGUCGUCUCCAGCGACCACCACACCACAGCCUCCCCUGUUCCAGAACUUCAGUGGCUACCAUAUCGGAGCUGGGCGAGCUGACUGCACGGGACAAGUAGCUGACAUCAGUUUGAUGGGCUACGGCAAAGUUGGCCAGAAUGCACGGGGCAUCCUCACAAGGCUGUACAGUCGUGCUUUUGCCAUCAUGGAACCUGAUGGGUCAAAUCGAAUGGUGUUUGUCAGCAUUGACAUAGGCAUGGUAUCCCAACGACUCAGGCUGGAGGUCCUGAACAGACUGCAGAGUAAAUACGGCUCCUUGUACAGAAGAGACAAUGUCGUGCUGAGUGGCACUCACACACACUCCGGUCCAGCAGGAUUCUUCCAGUAUACUCUGUUUGUGAUCGCCAGUGAAGGAUUUAGCAAUCGAACUUUUGAAUACAUCGUCAAUGGCAUUGUGAAGAGCAUUGAGAUAGCACACAGAAAUAUGAAACCAGGCAAAAUCUUUAUCAAUAAAGGAAACGUGGAUGGUGUACAGAUCAACCGAAGCCCUUAUUCUUACCUUCAAAAUCCUCCAACAGAGAGAGCCAGGUAUUCUUCAAAUACAGACAAGGAAAUGGUAGUCUUGAAAAUGGUAGAUUUGAAUGGAAGUGACCUGGGCCUUAUCAGCUGGUUUGCCAUCCACCCAGUCAGCAUGAACAACAGCAACCACCUUGUAAAUAGUGACAAUAUGGGCUAUGCAUCUUACCUUUUUGAGCAAGAGAAGAACAAAGGAUAUCUACCUGGACAGGGACCAUAUGUAGCAGCAUUUGCUUCAUCAAACCUGGGAGAUGUGUCCCCCAAUAUUCUUGGCCCACAUUGCAUCAACACUGGAGAAUCUUGUGAUAAUGCCAAUAGCUCUUGCCCCAUUGGUGGGGGUAGCACGUGUAUUGCUAUGGGGCCUGGACGGGAUAUGGUUGACAGCGCACAGAUUAUAGGGCAGACCAUUUAUCAGAGAGCAAAGGAACUAUAUGCCUCUGCCUCCCAGGAGGUAACCGGACCACUGGCUUCAGCUCAUCAGUGGGUUAAUAUGACAGAUGUCACCAUUUGGAUCAAUUCUACACACACCGCAAAAACGUGUAAACCAGCACUGGGCUACAGUUUUGCAGCUGGCACAAUUGACGGAUUUGGGACCCUCAAUUUUACACAGGGGACAACAGUAGGGAGUCCAUUUUUGGAGACUAUUCGGGAUCAGAUCCUGGGCAAGCCAUCUGAAGAAAUCAAAGAAUGUCAGAAACCAAAGCCAAUCCUUCUUCAUACGGGAGAGUUGUCCAAACCUCAUCCCUGGCACCCAGAUAUUGUUGAUGUUCAGAUUAUUACCCUUGGGCCUGUGGCCAUAACUGCCAUCCCUGGGGAGUUUACGACCAUGUCUGGACGAAGAUUUCGGGAGGCAGUUCAAGCAGAAUUUGCAACUUAUGGAAUGCAGAAUAUGACUGUUGUUAUUUCAGGUCUAUGCAAUGUCUAUACACAUUACAUUACCACCUAUGAAGAGUACCAGGUUCAGCGGUAUGAGGCAGCAUCCACGAUUUAUGGGCCGCAUACUCUGUCUGCGUACAUCAAGCUCUUCAGAGUCCUUGCUAAGGCCAUUGCAACGGACACAGUAGCCAACCUGAGCAGUGGUCCUGAGCCUCCAUUUUUCAAACAACUGAUGCUCCCAUUAAUUCCUAAUGCUGUGGACAGAGCACCAACAGGCAAAACUUUUGGGGAUGUUCUGCAGCCACUGAAACCUACAUACAGAAAGGGAGAAGUUGCUGAGGUUACAUUUGUUGGUGCUAACCCAAAGAAUUCAGCAGAAAACAAGACCCAUCAGACCUUCCUCACUGUGGAGAAAUAUGAGGCCACUUCAACAACAUGGCACAUAGUGCAUAAUGAUGCCUCCUGGGAGACUCGUUUCUAUUGGCACAAAGGAUUACUGGGUCAUAGCAAUGCAACAAUACAAUGGCAUAUUCCAGAUACUGCCCAGCCUGGACUCUAUAGAAUAAGAUAUUUUGGACACAAUCGGAAACAGAACUUUCUCAAGCCUGCUGUCAUACUUUCAUUUGAAAGCACCUCCUCCACUUUUGAAGUUGUAACUACUUAAUGAAAAGCUGACAAACUAGCUUUAAAUUUAAUUUGCAGUUUAAAGAGUAGCUGUACUCUGUAUGAUUUAUAUAAUUGAUUUCAUAUGAAUGGAAACUAUUGUGAUGACUUCUAUAAUUGCUCUUGUCUGGGAACAGAUAGUUUACUGCUAAUGGGACAGAGAUAUGUGUGUGUAUAUAUAUGAGAUGUGUGUGUCUCAUUUAUCUUGCUCCAGCAGGUUUGUACCUCAUAGUCUACAUCCUAAAGCAUGAUUUCCCUUGGGGCCCUAUGGCUGUUUAAAGGGACAGUUCUACUCAGUAUGAAACCUCUGAAAAGCUAGUAAGAGUGGUUGAAGAUACGUGAACAAUGUUGAAACUAUUUAUUGAUAGAAUUAUUGAAUGUUAGCACUGGAAAAGUUUAAAGAGAUUAUCUAGUUUGAUACUUCAGUUUGCAUAUGGGAAAAAUGAAGUUUUAUGGAUUUAGGGUUAGCAUCAGGAUGCAGGACCUUUCCACCAGUCACAUUUAAAAAAUAUUAUAUACACAUUGAUCAUAAAUGUAUAGACCUAAUUAGAGAAACUUAGCAUGAAAAUUAGCUUGCCAGUUUUUCUAUAUUGAGCAUAGCCUUUUAAAGUAGUCACCCUGAAGUUAAUAUGCCUAAUCCUGAGUUUUGUUGAUGCUCAAAUCAUUUUUGGAAUUGCUUUCUGAGUGCAAUUAUGAAAAAGUCAGACUUGCAAUAUUUUGAUCAUGCCUUCUGUUUCCCUAAGUGCUCUUAUCCCACUGAAUUGUGUCUCUUAUUUUGAAGACUUGUUCUAACUGAUUUUUGACUGUUUUCACUAAUUAAAUACACCCAAACCACAAAGCUUUGCCAUUAGUAUUGAUAUUAAAAUGAAAAUAUUACUGGCUUAGAAGAGAGUCCUCAAAGGAGAGGCUCUAAAUUCACUUGUUUGUUCUUUUCUCACUCCCUCGUGGACCCAUUCAAUCAUAAUGUUUAUUAAGACUUACUCUUAGACCCAGAGCUCUACUAGUGCCUGGCUUUGAAAAUUAGUGAGGUCAUAUGUGAGAUGAAUGUGUAAGUGUCAAUAGGUGACCAUUUGGGGAAGAAAAUACUAAAUAUAUAAAGUCUAGGGGGGCAUUUAAAAGUCAGUAAUCUUCAAGUCAUAUCUUGUAUACAAUCUGUACUGGAUAUUAUUUGGGAGGAAAAGGACUCCCAGUUUUGAAAAACAUGUCUUGAAAGUUAUUUUUUUAAACAUUAUGAACCCAGCCUAAUGUUCCAAACAAUGAGAUUUGACAAUCUAACAUUGAUUACUUGAAAGUACUAAUCGCUUUUAAAAUUAUCCAUGUUAAGUAGGAGCCUCCAGGUUACAAAUUUCCAAAACCAAGUCAUGCUUUUGUGUGUAUGGAAAAGCAUUAGCAUUUUAGGCAAAAAAUCCACCUUUAUUUCAAAAAUAAACUUUAAAGUUUGAAAAUAGUAAUGACAUUAAUAUUGAUAAUGCUAAUGUUCACUUAUGUAUGACUAACCAAGCUAUGUUGCAUUGGGGCGAGCCUCAAAUACUUUUUGAUGUAUCAGUACUGUAGAGGCUGCUUGUUUGGAAGUUAACUGCUGGAGAAUUAGGUAUCAGGAUUGCAAAUGGUUGUUAUCCUUUUUCUUUAUGACACCACAGUAUUUAGUGGAAAAGUUCAGAAGCCUAAAAGAGCAGGUGAUUCUGAAUGUAGGUGACCCACGACAGGUAAGUUAUAUUAGAACUGAUGACAGGAUUUUCAAAGUAUUUCUCAUGACUCAGAAGAGUUUCUGAACUUUUUUCCACCACCUCCAUGCCACUCACUGAAGCUUUCCUCAGUCAGCCUGGGAUUCCCUGCUGUUCAUUUACAGCCAUUGUAUUUUGCUACUGAAUGACCCUUCUGCACCCAGCCCUCUGUCCACCAAUGUGCUUGGACUCAACCCACAGAAACCUGUUUUCUCACUAGCUGCCAUCUCUUCCAACCUAUGCAGUUCCCUUCUGCAGUUUGUAAGACCAGAUCCCUAUGUUAUAGAUACCACCGUUCUUCAUUUAAGCCUAAAAGAUUUCCAGGAAGAAGCUGAUCUGAUAGGCUAAUAUACAAACAUAGAUCCAAUCUGCCUGUGUCUGCUUUUGGGAGUGGCUCAUUGGAACCAAACCAUGUGGAGAAAACUCCAGAAAUUGGUGGCGAAUAUGGAAAAAAAUGGGGUUGGGUUGGUGGGGGAACUCUUUCGGUGAAGAUUUUGUCUCUCAUGUCAGUGUGUCUGUGUUUUAUUUGUUGUCCUCUGUCUACUCCAGUUUUAAGGGCACUGUGACUUCUUCAGAAAGUACUGAUGAUUCCUCCAUAGUUUUCAAUGAGUUGUAGAUAAAUUGUUAAUUUUCAAUAGAAUGUUUAAUAGUAGAUUAAUAAUUACACUUAGUAAAGUAUUUCUAUUAAGAGAUGAUGUAAAGGAAUGAGUACUUUUCUUUUUAAGAGAAGGACAAAUCGUGGUGGAUUCCAUGUAAAUCAGGUUGGAAAGUGAUAUAAAUGACCUCUUCUAAGUAACCACUCAAACAUAAGGGAACCCUUUAUUAGUUCCUUCCUGCCCUCCAAAGAUUUACUCUGGUAAAAUACAUGUUUGACAUUUUUUUACUGCUAUUGCAACUGAGAGUUUCCUAGGCAGGUAGUUAAUUAUAAAAUUGUCUUAUGAACUAAUAUUGAACAAAGGAAUAAAUAUACUUGUGCAUAUCUUCUUUCAAUUUAACUUCUUAUGCUUCUCCUCCAGUGUUGGCAAGCACACUGUCCUUUUCUUAUUAUUAGCACAUGGAUUUCAUCUUUAGCUAGAUGACUCCAUCAUUAGAUGAUCCUUUUAUGCACUUAGUUCUUUCAAAUAAUGUUUUUGCUUCCUGGGUAUCCCAGUCUGACCUACCAGUAUAUACUGGCUUUUGGAAUUUCUGCCAUAUACGUUGCCAGAAAGGGAAAUUUGUACAUUUCUCACACAAUUAGAAUGCAUUUAGCUGUAAGUAACAAAAUAUUCUUGAUCGACAGGGGUCCAAACAGUAAAGAUAUUUACAAUCUCACAUAGCAAUGAAUCUUGAGGUGACAAAUUCAGGGUUUGGUUAAGCCACUCAAAGAUGUUACUGGCUUUCUUAGCAUUUUAUUUCAGUUCUUAGGCUUGUCCUAUCAGUCAAAAGAUGGCGAUCUCAUGUCUUCAUGCAAUUGCAUGCAGCAGCAAAAAGGAAGAGGAGAGUUCUCAGAAUCUGUUUUUGGAAGGUGGAAAGUAUUUAGUAGAAACAUAAAUAGAAUUUUCCUUACAUUUCAUUGUCCAGAAUUAUGCCACAUAGCUUCAAAGAAGGCUGAGAAAGGGAAUAUUUGGUAUUUUCUGCCUCUAGAGAGGAAGGCAAGUUCUGAUAGCAAGAAGGAAAAGGUGGUGGAAGUUACUGUUCUAUAAAUGUGUCAAACGAAAUGGGUUUGCUGUGCAACAACAUUCAUGUACGUUGCUCGAUCUCAUUACGUGUCCUUUAGAGUCAGUGGGAGAAUCUGUUCCACAUGUCACUCAGGAACUCAGCUUGCCGGAAGCUCCCUUUCAAAACAUGCUUCUAUAAUUAGGGGGAGGGAUCUAGUCUCCCAUGAUUGGGGUAAGUGAACAUGGGGAGUCAUGGACAAGCUCUUAAAGCUUCCACCUGGAAGUACAUACAUCACUGCUCAGAUUUCAUUGGGUAAAGGACAGAGCAGUGUAUUCAGGACUUGCCCUAAUGGUUACUACAAUAGGCAAACAAUCACAUCUGCAUAUCCAACGUAAGGGCUCUUUGAAAUAAUUGGGACUAGUUUUAUUGUAGGGAAUAUGUUUUUAGAAAACACAUCUUGGGACCCUGAUGAUGACAGGCUUGCUUUCUGUACUGCAAAAGGUAUGCAUUCAUUCAGCAAAUUUAUAUUGAGCACCUAUAUACUUUGUGGCAGGCAUUAUGCUAAGCCCCAAGGAUACCAUAAUGAUGAAAACACAGUGAGAUACUGACAUCAGGGAGGAAACAGAUAGGUAAACAGGCAAUUCUGCAGAGGGACCUAUACUGACACAGCAGUGCAGAGUGUUAGAGAUGGCCCCUUAAACUGUCUUGGGGAUAUUGCAGUAAGUUUCCUGGAAGAUACAACAUCUAAGCUAAGACCUAAAGGAUAUUAGUUAGGGUAAGGUAAUCGUGUAUGUGUGUGUGUUUACACACAUGAGUACAAGGUGACUACACUGUUCCAGAUAGAGGGAAUAUAAGUAGUUUAUCAAGGUUGGAUAGAGUGCAAGGGAGAGCGUUCAGAGAUAGAGCACUGAACUUUGCCCUCAUAAAUAGCAGUUUGUUUUUAUAUUUGUAUUCGUAUUUUUCCUGCUUGUGAGUGAAUAUAUUUUCCUUUUG
Molecule: messenger RNA, 7082 nt
Organism: Manis javanica (Malayan pangolin)
Lineage: Eukaryota; Metazoa; Chordata; Mammalia; Pholidota; Manidae
Source: RefSeq, a predicted model, not a curated record